CGCCCACUGCGGAACUUUUUGUUCUAGCUCGCGUUUCCACCGAAACGAUAAGGGCGGCCAAGGCGGAAGUAGUUGAGGCGUGUGGGCGGAGCUAAGCACCGCUAUGUCGGUUUCCUUGCUGCGGCGAGGUUUGGAGCUUUUGGGGGUGCCUGAGGCCCCCAGGGACGCGCCAGGCCAAACCAAGAUGAGCGAGGCUCCGAUGAAGCGGACGCGGAAGGCAAAGGCGGCCCAGGCCCAGAAACUGCGGAACUCGGCCAAGGGAAAUGUGCCCAAAUCGGCGCUGGCUGAGUUCCAGAAGCGAGAGCGUCGAGGUUACCUUGGAGUAAACCUGAGGUUUAUGACUAGUGCAAGAAGCACAGUGGCCGAAUCCGUCACCCAGCAGGUUGUGUGGCUGCAAGUGGCUGGGAGUCCCCACCCAGGGCUCCUGACUCUCACACCCCCCAAGAUUGUGCGCCAGGACCGGGGCCGCAAGGCCUGUGACCGGCCUGUGGGCAAGACUAAGAAGAAGAAGAAGGCCGAGGGCACCGUGUUCACCGAGGAAGACUUCCAGAAGUUCCAGCAGGAGUACUUCGGCAGUUAGGCUCCCGGGAGGGCACAGCCGCCUCGGACCUCUCAGCCUGGCUCAGGAAAGCCGUGGAGUGGAGGCUGGCACGGAGCUGGCGAGCUGGAAGCCCAGGGGAGGACCUUCGCUCAGACCCGAACUGACAUCUGCAGGCUCGGGAGGUACUAUCUGCCUGCUGGAAAGGAACACAUUGGACUGUUUUGUCUGCUUUGGCCCAGGGAGGGCCUCGGGGCUGUUUGCUGUGGAGAGGCCUGUCACUGGGCCCUUGGGGACCACACCUCUGAUAGGACGAGGGCCGCUGGGUGGGCUUUCGGGUUCUAAUAAACGUGGCCCGGGGCUGUG
Molecule: messenger RNA, 904 nt
Organism: Globicephala melas (long-finned pilot whale)
Lineage: Eukaryota; Metazoa; Chordata; Mammalia; Artiodactyla; Delphinidae
Gene: RPS19BP1
Product: ribosomal protein S19 binding protein 1
Cellular component (GO): nucleolus
Molecular function (GO): enzyme binding
Source: RefSeq, a predicted model, not a curated record